AUGGGGGAAUUCUAUAAUUAUUCAGGAUGUGGGAACACAUUCAAUUGCAACCAUCCAGUUGUACGGAAAUUCAUAGUGGACUGCUUAAGAUAUUGGGUAACAGAAAUGCAUGUUGAUGGUUUUCGCUUUGAUCUUGCUUCCAUCAUGACCAGGGGUAGCAGUCUCUGGAACGGAGUUAAUGUAUUUGGUACUCCAAUAGAAGGCGACAUGCUGACAAUUGGAACCCCUCUAAGCAGCCCACCAUUGAUUGAUAUGAUCAGUAACGAUCCAAUACUUCGAGGAGUGAAGCUUAUAGCCGAAGCCUGGGAUGCUGGAGGUCUCUACCAAGUUGGCACUUUUCCUCACUGGGGUAUUUGGUCGGAAUGGAAUGGGAAGUAUAGAGACACAGUACGCCAGUUUAUCAAGGGCACAGAUGGCUUUGCUGGAGCGUUUGCCGAAUGUGUUUGUGGGAGUCCUAGUUUGUAUCAGGGAGGAAGAAAACCAUGGAAUAGUAUUAACCUUGUAUGUGCUCAUGAUGGCUUCACUCUAGCUGAUUUGGUGACUUAUAACAACAAGCAUAACUUGCCCAAUGGUGAAGAUAAUAAUGACGGAGAAAAUCAUAAUAAUAGCUGGAACUGUGGAGAGGAGGGGGAGUUUGUCAGUGCCUCAGUAAAGAAACUGAGGAAACGACAAAUGCGUAAUUUCUUUCUCUCUCUCAUGGUUUCCCAGGGAGUUCCGAUGAUACAUAUGGGUGAUGAAUAUGGACAUACAAAAGGGGGGAACAACAAUACCUACUGUCAUGAUAAUUAUCUUAAUUAUUUCCGAUGGGACAAAAAGGAAGAAUCCUCAUCAGACUUCUUCAGAUUUUGUAGCCUUUUGAUCAAGUUUCGCCAAGAAUGUGAAUCGCUUGGCUUAGAUGACUUCCCAACAUCAGAGAGGCUGCAGUGGCAUGGUCAUUUUCCUGUAAAUCCAGACUGGUCUGAAACUAGCCGUUUUGUGGCUUUUACCCUGGUGGACUCGGUAAAGGGAGAAAUCUACAUUGCUUUCAAUAUGAGUCAUCUACCUUUCACAAUUACGUUGCCAGAGCGUCCUGGAUACAGAUGGGAACCUCUAGUAGACACCAGCAAGUCCGCACCAUAUGAUUUCCUCACGCCCGAUCUUCUUGGAAGAGAUAUUGCAAUACAACAGUAUGCUCAUUUUCUUGACGCCAAUAUGUAUCCCAUGCUUAGUUACUCUUCCAUCAUCCUUUUGCGCACUCCCGACGUAAAUGCCUAG
This is a messenger RNA of Vicia faba (fava bean), 1254 nucleotides long. NCBI's taxonomy places the organism in Eukaryota, Viridiplantae, Streptophyta, Magnoliopsida, Fabales, Fabaceae. The record is from the annotation of a GenBank genome assembly.